This is a messenger RNA of Magallana angulata, 2872 nucleotides long. Its product is annotated as proton channel OtopLc-like. Bases 334 to 2241 code for a protein of 635 amino acids. Gene Ontology annotation, cellular component: membrane. Gene Ontology annotation, molecular function: proton channel activity. Gene Ontology annotation, biological process: proton transmembrane transport. The transcript has 6 exons. The record is from RefSeq and is a predicted model, not a curated record. Lineage: Eukaryota; Metazoa; Mollusca; Bivalvia; Ostreida; Ostreidae.
CAAUAUCAUUGUUUAACAUAAAAAUCGCCAGAAAAUAUCUACCACACAAAAACACCAGCUCUGAAUUUGAUAAAACGAUUGACCUCCGUUUUGUAUAUGGCAACCCUCUAAAUCUUUCGUACAUAAUCAGUGGUUAUAUACUGUUUUUACGAUCUGGCACGGAGGAGCGCACUGGAUACUCUAGCCUUACUCAGUUGGCAUCUGGUAGCGAUUUAUUUAAACCGUUAAAGCAUCAUUUCCGAAAACAUUUGAGAGAGUGGGAGCUUUUGUGCUUUGUGUUGCGUGUAGUGGUUGCAGUUAAAAAGAUUGACAACGGAGGCGCUUUUGAAUAUUAUGCUGCGUCGGUCUGGCGUAUACAUCGUGAACGAGCCUCAACUUCCAGACGACACGGCUGAAGAAGAGGAGGAUAGUAAGACAGGGGGGAAAUCAAACGACGAGAAGAAGCUCACAAUGGAGGAGGAAGGCAACGCUAAGAACGGAGAGGAGAUGGCCGGGAACACGGAUACACUGCCGAUAGAUACCUCCACCCCAAUCCCCGAAACCAAACCCAAGAAACAAAAGCAAAGAGUUCCAUCCGUGUACAGGUCUGCCCUUGUGAAGUUGGUCUGCGGUAUUUACGCCCUGAUCAUUGUGGUGCUCGGCGUGGUGUUUGCGGUGGCGACCUCACUGACAGCGAUAGAGAGGGUGCACAGAUACUACCUCGAGGUGUUCUUGGUUUACCUGUACGCCACGUCACUUGCGAUACUCCUCUACUUCUUACUAUGCCUCCUCCACGGAAUCAAAGUCAAAAAUAAUUUUUAUGAAAACAACUUCCGGGUUUCUAUCAGAAACGAUGGAAGCGUCAACAAGUCUCCCACUGCGUCACCACUUCCGGUUAGAGCUUCAGCUGAUGACAAGACGCCUUUGGACCAGCAAAAGAAGGAGUCGAAUGCUGAGCAGAUUUCUCUGACCGCCAUCAGCUACCAGAGUAACCUAGAGCUCCCACCCCCAGGAGGCGUGGCCCAUGUUGGGGAGGGGAUCAACUUUUACCUUCGCCUUGGAGCUCUUGCUUUUGCAUUCGGAAGCGUUACUCUAGACGGACUUCAUAUCGCUACCUACUUUGAGACUAUUACGACAGAAACGUGUGAAAGCGAGAUUUUCAUUCUGGUCUACGUCAUGCAUCUUCUGUUCACAUUUGUGCAGACUUUCUUCAUUUUCAAGAACCACAAGCUUGUUAUAAACAAAAAGAAGCCUUUUGUGCGUUUCGGAAUGAUGCAUCUGAUGGCAACCAAUAUUUGUGUGCUCAUUGUAACGGCAGUGAUGGAAACCAAUGAAGAUUACCGACUGCAAAGUUAUAUUGUCAACAAUGUCACUCUCGAAGGAACUAAGAGCUGCUAUGAGGAGGUCACUCUGGCGAGGUCGGCUUCGCCUUACUUAUUCCCUUGCACCAUCAUCUACAGCAUCAUCGGGGCAGGCAUCAUUUAUCGUCUGUAUCAGUACAUUGGGGUCCGCAUCAAGCAGAGGUGGCCAAGCCACACUUCCUUCACAAGUUCGGCUCCCACGGGUGCUUCCGCUAUCGACUGCGACAAAGCUAACAAAGGCCUCUUCCUUGGUCUGCUUGUCGCCGUCUUCACGCUUAUUGCUAUCGCCACAUUUUUUGUCUUUGAGAGUCGGCUUCAGGACAUGUUCACGGCUGUGAAGGUUCUGUUCACCACGGAAAUCGUUCUCAUGAUCAUCACCGGCCUCGGCAUAGCCUGGGGGUACAUCCGCCUGUCCAAACUCAAGUUCAUAACGUCACAGUUCCUGUCCGUGGACUCGGUUCUGCUGCUCGUCGCACUUGCAGGUUCCUACAUUUACCUGUGCUUCAAGCUUAUUGCUGUCUCAACCUCUCUGCAAGGAAAUGUUGCAGGGAUCCUGUCACUCAUCACCACCAUCUUCUCCAUUUGCCAAAUUACCGAACAAACAGUGUUUAUACUGGAUGGCUUGUGCAGAUGUGCCGAAAAUGACAAUCAAAUGAUGCAAAAGCCAGGAAGGGCUGUAGUCACGUUCCUUCUCGUCUGCAAUCUCGCUCUCUGGGUCGUAAGCAUGUUUGAAGUGAAGAAAACGAGGGUUGUUCGAUUACACGAAGAAUUUUACGGAAUUCUUGCUUGGAAUAUUAUUACACAUCUUUGUGUUCCCCUAAUUAUUUUCUUCCGUUUUCAUUCAGCAAUCUGUCUGUCGAAAAUGUGGUACAAUGCAUACCAGAAAGAGAAAACUACUUAAAUGAAAAGCAGACCAAUGGUUUUUACACAGGAGGGCAGCAAUUGCAAACAAUGCAAAUUCCACAAAUAGGGGCACAGGUUUAACAGUGGAUACUGUACAAUAAGACACGAUUAAACAAGCAGGGAAACUUUCAUUUUAAUGGUGAAAAUGGAGUCGCUCUCGAAUACACGCACUUAGAUUCAUUUGACAAGUUUGAAAAAAAAGCAUUAAUCUGUGAGAAUGACAGAAUGUCACGGAGUUCGAUGUCAUUGGAAUUGACUCUUGGGAGGACACUACAUGGACCAUUAUGAGAAUCGUAUAUAUAUAAUUCAUAGAGUACACGAUGUGACCUUAAUUAGACGAUAGUCGUAUAUUUAUCAUAGUGUACAUAGCUCUGCAUGAUGACAUAGCAUACCGUAGACAGAUAAUGUAAAGCACAUUACACCAAUUGUACAAAUUACCCCAACUCGGCGCGCCGAUUGUUGCCUGCAAAUAUAAACAUACAAGCAGUUGGAAUCCACAAUAUACUCGGUUUGAGAUAAUGGCGCAUAAUUACAGUCUCAUCAAAUGAUGACGAACCCAUUUUCUACUUUUUUGUACUUUAUUUAUACUGUAUUGUAUCAUAUACAGAAUAAAAUAUCCUUAAACCAGA